Messenger RNA from Stylonychia lemnae, 1077 nucleotides. The record is from the annotation of a GenBank genome assembly. Lineage: Eukaryota; Ciliophora; Spirotrichea; Sporadotrichida; Oxytrichidae.
AUGAUGUAUUGCAAGCAUCUAUUAAGAAGAGGUUUUGCUACUCAAGUCUCACAUAAGUUCCCCGAGAAUACUGUUGCAGGUCUUUACAAAUUAGCAGUAGCCAACAAUCAAUACUAUGAUGCUGUUAGAUUUGGAAACCAGAGAAUUAACUGGACUCUCAGAGAGAUGGAUAGAUACUCAUCAGCCUUUGCAUUCGGUUUGUUAGAAAGUGGGUAUUAGAGAGGAGAUAAGCUCGUUCUAUGGGCUGAUUAAACUAACUCUGCUGAACUUCUACUUGGAGCAUUGAAAGCAGGAGUUGCAGUAGUUGUUUUUGACGAGAAAGAUAGUCAAGAUGCUCUACACUACACUCUUAAUGAUUCAGAUGCUAGAGGUAUUUUAUUCUCACCUUCAACAGAGAUUGCUCACUCAUCAAAUGGAGAGCAUGUUACCAGAAAGACAUUCUUGCAGAAAUUAAUGCCAGAGUUGCACAAUCUCUAUCCAGGAGAUGAAAUUGCACUCAAGAGUUAUCCACACCUAAAGCAAAUCAUCUAAUUAGGCCAUCACACCAUAAGAGGAGUCAUCAAGUUUAAGGAUUCAAUGGUAUAUGCAAGUCCCAGUCUCUCAACUGUUUAAAUUCCAGAUAACAGAGCAGAUGACUAAGCUUUUGUUUCUUAUCAAAAUGGAAAGAGAGUCUCUUCAUUAACAAAUGGAGAAAUUACUUAGCAUGCUCAAUCACUUUGGGAAAAUCACUACAGCCAGCAUGCUGAUUCUAACCCAGUAUUCAUGAGUUUAAAUCUUGAAACUCCACUUGCUCUUGCAUCUUUCAUUGCUAACAACUCAAAUUUGCAGAAAGUUUAUAUUCCAUCAUCAUUCAACGUCAAUAAAAUCAUCGAGAACAUUAAAGUUCAAGGUUCUCACACAUUAGUCUGUGAUGCUGAUCUUUACACUCUUGAACCUCCUCAAAGCAGAAAAGCUGAAUUCGAGGGUUACACUUAAACUAUCAAGAGAAGCGUUAUCGCAUCAAAUGAUGGGAAUUCUGUAGGCAAAAGUUCAUUAUAUAAAGGUGACACUGUUGUCUUAGAUCCCUAUAGAUUGUGA